AUGCUGCGCACGGACCAGCUGCGCACAGACCAACGCGCACAGCCUGCCCUUAUCUCCCCAUUCGAACACCCCCAGCUUUUAGGUUUUCUCCUGUCGCUCGACCCCAAGUCGCGACAGAAGCGCGCCACUGAGGUUGAGCAGAUCCUCGACAUCAGCCGGGCCCAUCGGCCCGAGCUAAACAACUUCUUCUCGGCCCGGGGUCGAGGACGUGGUGGGGCACGUGGUGGUGCACCCCCAUCGUACGGAGCUUCGGCCAGCAUCAAUGCGGCCGUCGGAAAAGGAAACUUCCCCGGCAGUUGUUUUGGCUGCAGGAAGCAAGGGUACCGACGUUUCGAGUGCCCCAAUUGUAAGGACAAGCCUUACACAAAACGCGCCGACGCAUGGGCUAUGGUUGCCUCGGGCUCCACCCGGGCUGCGACAAGCACCCCCGUCAUGACGUCACCCUCGGCAAGUAUAAGUGCCACUUCAGUGAAAUCCGAGCAAUCGGAGCUGGCGGACUUAAUGGCACAGGUGAAGUCGAUGCGCGAGGAGCUCGAGCACUAUCGGGCGAUGAAGGAGGAGGGUUUUUAA
Molecule: messenger RNA, 570 nt
Organism: Postia placenta MAD-698-R-SB12
Lineage: Eukaryota; Fungi; Basidiomycota; Agaricomycetes; Polyporales; Adustoporiaceae
Exons: 2
Coding region: 1-570 (189 amino acids)
Source: RefSeq, a predicted model, not a curated record